AAUAUGAGUGUGUUCGCGUGUUUGUGACUUUAGGGGCAGAACGGAGGAGGCGCGACUCUGUGAGUCUCAGUCAGGGCACUGCUGCUGAAUUAGCUGCUGUUAUGGAGUCCGACAGCGGGUCCGGGCUUUAAAUGGGACAUUUUGACGAGCAGGUACUCAGACGUUUCUGGAAUGAAUGACUGCAUUUGCUCUGACAUUGCUUCAGCUCUUCUAUGAGCAGCAAUAAGGAAUGAAUCUGAAUGAAGGACAGGAAACAGGCUCGAUCGGCCAUUUAUCGCACCUUCAGGAAGCUGUGUACAAACAAAAUUAUCUCAAUUAAAGAAGCGGACAACAGACAUGGUGACAUAGUGGCAUUUAAUAUGGAGGAGACCAGCUCAUUGAACAUCUCUUUUCUUUACUCACAAUGUGUUUAUACACAGACAUAGACACAGUGAUGGUGUAAAUGGAAAGCCUCUGAGAUUUGACUCGAGUUUGCCUUUUACAGAUCAUUUGUUUGAUUAUUUGUUUAUUUUCGGUUGGGGGGGUCAUCCCCACGAUGCUGGGUGCUGGCUGCGUGCGACGCCUCCUCCGCCAGUUCACGCUCCAGACCAUCUUUCUCCUCCUCUUCCUCUUGUGCACGCUCAGCGUCUUCAUUUCCGCCUACUUCCUGUAUGGAGUAAAAAGGGGGUUUGAGCCUUCAGCUGGGGUGGCACCAGAGGACUGCGAUGAUGACCUUAUGCCAUCCCGGCUCCUGCCGCUCCAGGAUGAAGUGGGCGGAGAUGUGGCGGCAGAUGGCAGCCAGACCGAUCCGGUGGUUCUUGUGUUUGUCGAGAGUCAGUUCUCCCAGCUGGGUCAAGACAUCAUUGCCAUGCUGGAGUCGGCCCGAUUCCGGUACCACUCAGAGAUCUCUCCUGGAAAAGGAGACAUGCCUACACUGACUGAGCGUGACCGAGGCCGCUUCGCUCUCAUCAUCUACGAGAACAUCCUGAAAUAUGUCAACAUGGACGCCUGGAACAGGGAGCUGCUGGAUAAAUACUGCGUGGAGUACGGAGUGGGGAUUAUCGGCUUCUUCAAGGCCAACGAGAACAGUCUCCUGAGUGCCCAGCUAAAAGGUUUCCCUUUGUUCCUGCAUUCAAAUUUGGGUCUAAAGGACUGCACCGUCAACCCCAAGUCACCUCUCUUGCACAUCACCCGCGCCCACGAGGUGGUCAGAGGUCCUCUACCUGGUGAUAACUGGACCGUGUUCCAGUCAAACCAUUCCACAUAUGAACCAGUACUGUUAGCCAAGACCCAGUCAGCAGAAAGCAUAGGUCUACGUGCCGUUCUCCACACCUCUGUGGUUCAGGACCUCGGGCUCCACGAUGGUAUCCAGCGCGUGCUGUUUGGGAACGGCCUGGCCUUCUGGCUGCACAAGCUGGUGUUCGUGGACGCCGUGGCCUUCCUCACAUCAAAGAGGCUCUCACUGUCCUUGGACAGAUAUGUACUAGUCGACAUUGACGAUAUCUUCGUAGGAAAAGAGGGCACCAGGAUGAAGAUGGCUGAUGUAGAGGCACUGGUAGAGACGCAGAAUGAGCUGCGGAAGUCAAUCCCAAACUUCACCUUUAACCUUGGCUUCUCAGGGAAAUUUUACCAUGCAGGUACAGAUGAGGAGGAUCUGGGCGAUGACCUGUUGUUAUCAUAUGUUAAAGAGUUCUGGUGGUUUCCACACAUGUGGAGUCACAUGCAGCCUCACCGCUUUCAUAACCAGAGUGUGUUAGCGGAACAGAUGCUCCUGAACAGACGGUUCGCAGAGGAUCACUCUAUCCCCACCCACCUGGGUUACGCAGUGGCUCCUCAUCACUCAGGUGUCUACCCCAUUCACGUGCAGCUCUACGACGCCUGGAAGAAAGUGUGGGGUAUCCGAGUGACCAGCACAGAGGAGUAUCCUCAUCUCAAACCAGCCCGCUACCGCCGCGGCUUCAUCCACAACGGCAUCAGUGUGCUGCCAAGGCAAACUUGUGGUCUGUUCACUCACACUAUCUUCUAUAAAGAUUACCCAGGAGGCCCUCAGGAGCUGGACAAGCUCAUCGACGGAGGGGAACUCUUCCUCACUGUAUUACUCAACCCAAUUAGUAUCUUCAUGACUCAUCUUUCUAAUUAUGGAAAUGAUCGUCUGGGACUGUACACUUUUAAGAAGCUGCUGCAUUUCCUGCAGACCUGGACUCACCUGAGGCUGCAGACCUUGUCUCCUGUCCAACUGGCUCACAAAUACUUCAGCCUCUUUCCCUCAGACAGAGAGCCACUCUGGCAGAACCCCUGUGAGGAUAAGAGACACAAGGAUAUCUGGUCUAAAGAGAAAACAUGUGAUCGCUUCCCUAAGCUGCUUGUGAUUGGGCCACAGAAGACAGGGACAACUGCUCUGUAUCUGUUUUUGGGCUUGCACCCUGACCUCAUCGGAAACUAUCCCAGCAAAGAGACCUUUGAGGAGAUUCAGUUCUUCAAUGGGCACAACUACCACAAAGGAAUAGACUGGUACAUGGAGUUUUUCCCCCUCCCCUCCAACACCAGCUCGGAUUACUACUUUGAGAAGUGUGCUAAUUACUUUGACUCUGAAUUAGCAGCGCCCAGAGCAGCAGCUCUCCUACCUAAAGCUAAAAUCAUCACCGUCCUCAUCAGUCCUGCAGAAAGAGCCUACGCCUGGUACCAGCACCAGAGGGCACAUGAUGAUCCAAUGGCUUUGAAAUACACUUUUCACGAUGUCAUCACCGCACCCCGUGAUGCUCCUGCAAAGCUGCGUGUCCUACAGAGCCGAUGCUUGGUCCCGGGGUUAUACGCCAUUCACCUUGAGCGCUGGCUUACACACUACCACCCCAGUCAGGUGAUUAUGGUUGUGGAUGGGCAGAUGCUAAAAACUGAUCCAGCAUUAGUCAUGGAUAAAGUUCAGAAGUUUCUGGGAUUAAUGAACACCGUGAACUACCACAAGAUCCUGGCGUUUGAUCCUAAAAAAGGUUUCUGGUGUCAGCUCCUGGAGGGAGGAAAGACAAAGUGUCUGGGAAAAAGUAAAGGAAAGAGAUACUCGGAUAUGAAGUUAGAGUCCCAGUUGUUUCUAAGAGAGUACUACAGAGAUCAUAACAUUGAACUGUCCAAGCUGCUGUACAGGAUGGGCCAACCUUUACCCACCUGGCUCAAAGAUGAACUCCUUAACACUAGGUAGCUUUGAGCCACGUUACUCCCCUCUGUCUGAGAAUGGUACAGUCUUCAGCGCCAGUCGUUGUUCUGAAGUGGAAUAAACCAGCGAUAUUGUUGUGGGUGAGGAAGUCAUGUCUGUGGAUUUCCCCCGUCCUUUCAGAACAAAACAUGGUUUGCAAUCCUGUGGUUUGUAAAAUAUAACAUCUCUACUUCUCUUUAUUAAAACCCCCAUGGGGUAGUAUGCUAUCUCACUGACUCAUUCAAAGCGGAACUGGUACAUCCUCUGACUACAUCAUGACUUACUGUAAGAGUGUCAUGUUUCAUAUGGUAUGUAUCACUGGCUUCUCUCGCUUCUUCUUGUUAAGAGGAAGAUGUAAAACACACGAGAUGUCACCAGGGACUUUAUUUUUCCUUGUCUGCAAAGAAUAAAUGCACUGACCAUAAAGGUAUGGAUGGACUGACGUUUUUUCACUUCAGGACUAAAAAGGGUACAUUUUAAGUGCCAGUAAUUAAAGGCUGCACUGGGUUUUUUUGUACAGUGUAACUACAUCACACUCUUUAUUAUAUGAACUAAUUACAAAGCCCUUUUCAGCAUGACCCUGACGCAGUGCCAUUGAGGCCAUCAACACUAAAUGAAUGUGUAAUAAUUAAAUGCAAAGGCUGACAGGUAUCGAUUUAUUUAUUUUUUUUUAUUAUUGUUAAUGAUUUCCCACAGCUCAUUUCUUGCUAUUUGUCUACAUUGUAUAACCAAUCAUCAUCAAGAUUAAUUCAGCAGGUAACAUUUCUUCAGGCUUGAUGUACACCGAUCCACUGAAGAUCAGAGCAUCUCACUUGCCAUGUGUUGGCAUACAAGGCCCAUAAAUCGAAGGUUAUUAACUCUGAGAGAACCAUGUUAAUUGAUUUAGAAAUAUUGAAUGUGGGGAAUUAUAUCAAAUUCAACUAAAUUAUUUAGACAUAAAAACACUAUAUCAAAUCAUGAAAAAAAAAAUAUAUUGUUUUGAGAAGAAAUCACGAACAGCAUAUCUCAUUGCAUCACCAAUGUUUUUAAAUUUUAAUGUGCAUUUCAUCUCGACCCCUAACUCACUCCUCCCAGCCUCACACACCGUAGCUCCUACUUUACAGCUCCAAACUUUACAUCAUAUCUUCCCCUCCUUUUUUCAUCCCAACAUAAUUCAUCUCAUCUCAUCCCAUCCGAUCUCAUCCCAUCCCAUCCCAUCCCCCAGUCUUUUUGCAUUUCAUUCCAGUGCUUCCUGCAUGUAUCCUACAUCACUACAUCAUUCAUGACGACCCAUCCCCUUUUCGACCCAAUGCUUUUAUCACUCCACCCUUUUUUGUGGUCUCGACUCCACUUUCUAGCAAGUUCCUCCUGUUUUUAAUCCCCACCCCUUUAUCAUUUAACCCCAAUCCCUACAUCAUUCAUGACAACUCACCGUGUUCAUCCCAACACCUCUGUCACACUUCCCAAACUCAUCUGGAUCAAACAUACAGUCUUUUCCACUAGUCUUGCCUGCCUAAUCCAAUCUCCAAGGUGUGGAUAAUUCCCUGUAGGAUUAGCACCAGCCAUUUAAUCCUCUAUUUCAAGUCUUUUGCAACUCUCCUGAAAAGCUAAAAGUUCCUGAAUCUGCACUGGCCUUUUUCUAUCUAUCACCUGCUUCAUCAGCAUCAUCUGCUCUACCUUUCCACCAAAUCAGUAGGAACUCCAUGACUACCUAGCCAUAGUAUUAGAUUGGUCUGUUCACUUUACAGCUAUGGUGAAAUCAUCAUGUCUCCUAAGCCCAAGCCUCAACUUACACACACAACUAUACUGCUGUAUCUUUUCUGUGACAUAAGAAGCUGGCCAUCCCAUCUGGCGUCCUCAUUCUCAGUGACCGCUAUUCAAACAACUUGCUAUUAAUUGCUAUAUUUUCAAAUUUGUUCUAAUGGUACUGUAUGUAAAAUGUAAGAAUGAACUAAAUUAUGAUUUAUAAUACAAUUACCAUCGACUUUAAUAAGAAAACACACAUGCACCUGCACAUAUAUGCAGUUAUUCAAUAAGCCAAUCACAUGGCAGCAUCACAGUGUAUAAAAACAUGCAGACGCAGGUUAAGAGCUUCAGGUAAUGUUCACAUCAAACAUCAAAAUAGAAAAAAGUGUGAUCUCUUUUGUUUGACUUUAAUUGUGGAGUUGUUGUUGCUGCCAGAUGGACUGGUUUGCUAUAGAAACUCUAGAGUUUACACAGAACUGUAUGUGAAAAACAAACAAGAAAAAAAGCAUCCUGUGAGCAGAGAGUCUACAGGAUGAAACACCCUGUUGAUAAAGGAUCAGAGGAAAAUGGCCAGAGUGCUCUGACAGGAAGCUGACAGGAAGUCUGUAGGAACUCAAAAAGCACUCUGUACAACACAUCAAACUGGUGCAUUGGCAACAACAGCAGAAGACCACCUCAGGAUCCACUCUUGCCAGCGAAGGACACAGAUCUGAAGCUAUCAUAGAAACAGACUCAUCCAAACUGAACAGCAUGAGAGUGUAAAAUGACAAUUUCUGACUUUUUUCUAAUGUUCAGCUGUACAGUUUGGGCGAGUCUGUGUCCCCGAUAGCCUCACAUUCCUGUUCUUGACUCACAGGAGUGGAACCUGAUGUCGUUUUCUGAUGUUGUAGCUCACACACUUCAAGGUUGUUGAUGUUUUGUCUGUUGAGAUGCUUUUUAGCUCACCACAGUUGUAAACAUCGAUUAUUUGAGUUACUAUCCUUUCUUAAAGCUCAGAUUAAUGUGACUAUAUUCCUCUUAUCAAGAAGGUGUUUCCAGCCACGGUCACUGUUUUUUGUUUUUCACACCAUUUUGUGUAAACUCUAAUGACUGUUGUGUGUUAAAAUCCCUGAUCAGCAGUUUCUGAAAUACUCAAAGCAGCUCUUCUGUUACCAACAACCGUGUCACAAAGAUCGGACGAUUGGCAACAUGAACGCUACAUGAAUGUGCAGGUGUACAGAUGCUCCUAAAGCAUCCUAAAGAGGACCGUGGAUGUCAUUUUUCAAUCGAACUAAAUCAAGACUUUUUGAAAAUGGACUUUCUGUACUGUUACCCAGUUGUGUAGCGUGAUACUUUAUUUUUCUGUAGUGUUUACAGUUAAAGUGCAGGACAUCAAGACUCUGGAAUGAGAGUUUUACACCAGUUCUUGGCAAACUCGUACUGAAAGUAUAUGCUAAUAUACAAAUAUCAGUUUGUAUUUUCUUAGGCUGGGAAUGUGGUAUUAUUAAUCUACAGUCUACUUAAAAAAUACACAGUUAAGUGUUGUAACUUUAUCUAAAGUUCCUACUUGGGAACUAUGUGAUUUGUUGAUUAUUGUGUUUCAUUUUUCUCAGUGCUGUAUUAUUUUGUUUUCUUUUUUUAAAUUAUUUUCUUUGUUACUGUACAAAGCCAUGCAGGAAAAUCUACUGAAUGUGGCGCAUUACAUGCUGCUCACCACAGACAUGUAACGUAUGAAUCCAGCUUUUUCUGGAAAAAGGAUGUCAACAUGUGUUUUCUUCUAGAAGGUGAAAUUAUAAAUGUUCUUCUUUUUAAACCUGGUUUGUGGUUUUAAUUGGAUGCCACAAAUGACAUAUUGUUACACUUUUCCACCAAACAGAAGGACAUGGCGCAGGGUAAAUCAAUUACCCUUCUUAUGCAGGUUCCUUAAAGAGAAGUGCAGAUUAAGGAGUUAAACACGAUGCCACUAUCGGUAUCUGUAUCUUUUUAGUGCUCCACAUCUUCAUAACAGUAUCUGUAUUUGGAUUUAAAUCAGAUGUGGGUGUGGCCUAAAUUGGAAGUGUUUUGUUUUCUAUUUAUUUUUAUACACCCUACCUACAUAGCCAUUGUUUUUUACCUGGGACAAUUUCCAAUGAGAUUAUUUGUUACGUUUCUCAGAAUAUAAACAAACUAGUAGCGAAUCUAAACCCUGAUGAGGCAGUAACUAGGGGUGAAUGAAUGAAUGAAUGCUAUUAAUGCAUUGCUGUAAAUACAUUAUUAACAUUCAUGUUAAUGACUCUGGUCUUUCUUGUCCUUCGAGCUUCACAUCUGACCUUUCACUCUCAUGAGAAUAAAAAUCUGCUAGUGU
Messenger RNA from Tachysurus fulvidraco (yellow catfish), 7214 nucleotides. It is a transcript of the gene ndst1a, whose product is annotated as N-deacetylase/N-sulfotransferase (heparan glucosaminyl) 1a. The record is from RefSeq and is a predicted model, not a curated record. Gene Ontology annotation, molecular function: deacetylase activity; heparan sulfate N-sulfotransferase activity. NCBI's taxonomy places the organism in Eukaryota, Metazoa, Chordata, Actinopteri, Siluriformes, Bagridae. The transcript is spliced from 16 exons. The coding region runs from base 536 to 3172 and encodes 878 amino acids. Gene Ontology annotation, cellular component: Golgi apparatus.